AUGCUGAGGGAUUCCGAUAUAGAGUCCCUGAACAAUCAUCUGGGAUCCUUGUCUCGGGAAACCGAAAAACACCAUGAACAACUCCAGAAUGUCCUCGAGCAGUUCCGGAACCUUCUGAAAGACUACAGCUCCCUCAAAAGUGACUACGAGGAAGUCAAAGAAGGCCGCGAGAAAUACAAAAGACAGGCUCGUGGUCAGGAACGCAACCCAUUUGUGCUAGUACUUGUGGAUGGUGAUGGGUAUCUAUUCAAGGACCACUUUAUCAAAUCCGGGAGUGAGGGGGGGGUCAACGCCGCUCGACAAUUGAGCGAUUCCAUCAGAGAACUGAUGCAUUCCACAAUGGGAAUGCAGGCUGAUCAGUGCCGGAUCAUGGUUCGUGUCUAUGCCAAUAUGCUGGGCCUCUCCAAGGUCCUUGCCCGGGCUGGGUUGGUCGGCCAUGAGGCGCGGUCAUUGGCGCCGUUCACAUCUGCCUUCAAUCGGGCCCAGGAUCUAUUUGACUUCGUCGAUGCAGCGGAGAAAAAAGAAGGCAGUGAUUUCAAAAUCCGAGAAAUGUUUCGGCUUUUCAUCGACCUAAAUCAAUGUCGGCAUAUUUACUUCGCUGGCUGCCAUGACACUGGCUUCGGGUCUAUGCUCACCCCGUAUCGGGGUCGUAGCGACCGAAUUACACUAAUCAAAGCUGCUUCGUUUCACCAUGAAUUCGAAGCACUCAACCUACCCAUAAAAGAGUUGCCUUCGGUAUUCAUGUCUAAUCCUCUGUUACCUAUCACCAAGUCAACCACAACUUCAAUUAACAGCAAGGUGGCGAGUACUCUGACGAAUGCUGCGAAGCCGGUGUGCAAACAUUUUCAAAAGGGAAUAUGCAAGUAUGGCAAUGUUUGCAAUAAGCAACACAUAAUGCCUCAACAGCUUUCGAUUAAUUCGGCAGAAGAAUCACCUAAACAGUUGUGGUAUACCUCAACUAUUUUAGGCCGCUCACAAGAGUUUCUCGCCUCUCAGCUCCCACCUCAGACCCUAAAGUCGGAGGAUUUCAUCCCCGUUAAUAAAAAUGCGGAACGUCUCGACACUUAUUGCCCUCACCCGUCUCCCGGUGCUUUCGAUGAGUAUUAUCGCCGUUCAAAAGACCACAAAGUCUGUAACCGUUAUCAUCUGUCAGGGGAGUGUGGCGACAUGAGUUGCAAAUACGAUCAUAGCGAUGUUUCAGAUACCAUCGUUGAUGUUCUGAGAUACAUUCUCCUCCAGCAUCCCUGUCCGAAAGCAGGUGCAUGCCGAUCUAUCAAGUGUUACCUGGGCCAUGUAUGCCAGAAACCUAAUUGCAAGGCCGUGAAAAGCUGGCAAUGCCGCUUUAACCACCACUCGCAUACGAUGGACCUUCAAGUUUCUCAAUGGGUUGUCCCCGCGGAGUUGCCUGAUGGAGAGCGCUCUUCCAUCAGUGGUGACUCCUUCGGAGACACUUCCCCGAGUACUACAUACAUGUAA
Molecule: messenger RNA, 1476 nt
Organism: Penicillium macrosclerotiorum
Lineage: Eukaryota; Fungi; Ascomycota; Eurotiomycetes; Eurotiales; Aspergillaceae
Exons: 5
Coding region: 1-1476 (491 amino acids)
Molecular function (GO): metal ion binding
Source: RefSeq, a predicted model, not a curated record